UCUUCCCCGUCAUGAUCCUGGCCCUGAUCCUGGUGAGGCGGCUCCUGGAUUUCGUCUUCUCCCAGCACGACCUGGCCUGGAUCGACAACAUCAUCCCCGAGAAGGAGAAGAAGAAGGAGGACGACAAGAAGAAGAAGAAGAAAGGCAACAAAGGCGACAGCAGCAGCGAUGAGGAGUUCCCACCUCCCUCAGUCAUUAAGAUCCCCCUGGAGCCCCUGCCCGCGCAGCCCCGAAACGGGGGCCCCCAUUGCCUCAGCCGUAAGUAACGAGCCCAGGAGCCUCCUCCUAACCCCAUCCAUGGGCUCCGCUCGGCACUAACCCCGCUGGAUCCCGCUGGA
Molecule: messenger RNA, 338 nt
Organism: Parus major (Great Tit)
Lineage: Eukaryota; Metazoa; Chordata; Aves; Passeriformes; Paridae
Product: electrogenic sodium bicarbonate cotransporter 4-like
Exons: 3
Coding region: 12-266 (84 amino acids)
Source: RefSeq, a predicted model, not a curated record